CGCCGCUUAGUUGGUGUACUGUAGGUGAUCUGGUUGUGUUCACUGUUGAGUUUCCCCAUGAUGAAGGAGCUGCAGACUUUAGUGUUUUGGAGGACUGUCCUUGCAGAGCUAAUUGGGACAACCAUGUUUGUUUUCUGUGGUAUUUCUGCAGUAAUUGGGAAUGGAAACAACAGUUACCCAGACCAGGAAGUAAAGGUAGCAUUAGCAUUUGGGCUAGCCAUUGCCAUUUUGGCUCAGAGUUUGUGCCAUGUAAGUGGAGCCCACCUGAAUCCAGCUGUCACACUUGCCAUGUUGGUUAGCUGCCAGAUUAGCAUGUGCAGGGCUUUGUGGUACAUCAUGGCCCAAAUGAUUGGGGCUGUGAUUGCUAGUGGAAUUGUUCUGGGAUUAAGACCAUCUGUGGUGGAUUCACUUGGGCUAAACAAGCUGAAUGGUGUCAGCCUGGGACAAGGCUUUGGAAUUGAGUUUCUCCUCACACUCCAGUUGGUGCUGUGCUUCCUAGCAACAACCGAUAAAAGGAGGGAAAACAUCACCGUUUCAGCUCCGUUUGCACUUGGGCUCUCUGUGGUUGUGGGUCACCUUGCAGGAUUCAGUUAUACUGGAUGUGGAAUGAACCCUGCUCGAUCUUUUGGUCCAGCUCUGGUGUCCGUGGAGUUUGAACACCACUGGGUGUUUUGGGCAGGACCACUGUGUGGCGGUAUUGUAGCUGCACUUCUCUACGACUUUGUCCUGUUUCCUAGAGGUCCCGACCCUAUUGGCAGGUUCAAGGUUUUGUGCCAUGGUGUUGAGGCUGCAGCUGCAGAGCUUGAGCCCCUGCUUGGUGCAGCGGGUGGUGCAGAGGGUGAUGCUCCUGUAACUGAGGAUGCAAAACCAUCCACCACCCACCCGUGGUUUAUAAGCGUCUGCUUAGCUAGCAGUGUGUCAGUAACGGACAGAAAACUCAUCAUGGUUAAGGAGCUCAGGUCUGGCGCCCUUUGGCGAGCCGUGAUCGCAGAGUUUGUCGGAAUGACGCUUUUCGUUUUUAUGGGUAUAGCAUCUGCCAUUGGGACUUCAGAGGACGGCAGCGGUCCAGAACAGGAAGUAAAGGUAGCGUUAGCGUUUGGGCUGGCCAUCGCCACGCUGGCUCAGAGUCUGGGCCACAUCAGCGGAGCGCAUCUUAACCCGGCCAUCACUGUCGGCCUGCUGUUCAGCUGCCAGAUCAGUAUUAUCCGUGCAGUUUUAUACAUUUUAGCCCAGAUGUUGGGAGCGGUCCUGGCUAGCGGCAUCGUUUACGGUAUUCGUCCUAAAGAUGUCAAAGUUCUGGGGCUCAACGAGAUUGCUGAAAAUAUGACACAGGGUAAGGCUUUCGGCGUGGAGUUCCUGGUCACCUUCCAGCUGGUGCUGUGUGUCUUAGCCACAACGGACAGCCGCCGGAACGACGUGAAGGGAUCGGCACCGCUCGCCAUCGGACUUUCUGUGGGUUUGGGACACUUGGUGGCGAUCAGCUACACUGGCUGCGGCAUCAAUCCUGCUCGCUCCUUCGGACCUGCUGUCAUUAUGAAGUCCUUUAAGAAACACUGGGUGUAUUGGGUGGCGCCGAUGUUGGCUGGAGUAGCAGCUGCUCUCCUCUAUGAUUUUGUGCUGCAGCCUCACUCAGACCCCUAUACUAAACGCCUCCGAACCAUCAGAGGCGGGCCGGAGUCAGAAACGGCGGCGUUGAUCGAGCCGUCAGGCAGCGGGGAGUCGCAGUGGCCCAGACACUAAACACUCCAACGUAAUUACGUGAACACCUCAGAGAAUUCACCAUUUCUGCCAACAUGUUGUACUGUAUGUGUCUAAAGUCGGGUCUAAAACUCGGAGACGUUUUACCUGUGUACGUGUGUGUGUGACCUGUGUGACGUUUUACCUGUGUACGUGUGUGUGUGACCUGUGAGACGUUUUACCUGUGUACGUGUGUGUGUGACCUGUGAGACGUUUUACCUGUGUACGUGUGUGUGUGACCUGUGUGACGUUUUACCUGUGUACGUGUGUGUGUGACCUGUGUGACGUUUUACCUGUGUACGUGUGUGUGUGACCUGUGAGACGUUUUACCUGUGUACGUGUGUGUGUGACCUGUGAGACGUUUUACCUGUGUACGUGUGUGUGUGACCUGUGUGACGUUUUACCUGUGUACGUGUGUGUGUGACCUGUGAGACGUUUUACCUGUGUACGUGUGUGUGUGACCUGUGUGACGUUUUACCUGUGUACGUGUGUGUGUGACCUGUGUGACGUUUUACCUGUGUACGUGUGUGUGUGACCUGUGUGACGUUUUACCUGUGUACGUGUGUGUGUGACCUGUGAGACGUUUUACCUGUGUACGUGUGUGUGUGACCUGUGUGACGUUUUACGUGUCAAAUCUGGAUUUCCUCAUUUGAGGCACCAUUCAAUUUUAAGUUUUCAUAAAUCACUGAAAACUUUAAUAAACAGCCCCGACUUCACUUCCACUUCACCUCAGUGAAGUAGUUCAUGCACUCCACAAGUCACAUGUUCAGCAGGAAGCUGCGUCAUAUGAAUUUCCUGAAGAUCUCAGGAAGGAGAAAAAAUAAGAAAGGUUCUCACUGAAUUUAUUUUUCUUUGUUUUCUCUUUAUUUGUAUGAUGUUGACUGACAAGUACAGCCCUGUUACACAAAUUAUAGACUCACGUCGAUUAUUAAUGUAAACAAAAAAUACAGUUUAGGUAAAUCGUUAGAAUGUCUUUUACGUCCUCGUGCCAUUAGUAUGGAUGUUAUAUGUUUGCUGAUUCAGUGGAGAAAAAAUACUCAACCAUUUUGUGCAUUUCUGAGCAAAAUUCAGCAAAUAAAAAAAAUUAUAUUGUCGUAUUUUUUUUCGUUGCAUUUUUUUUUUUGUUGGAUUAAAUGUUGCACUUUUUGUACUUUUUUUCAUAAAUUUUUGCAUUUUUUUAAUGAAUUUUUUAAGAGUUACGUGUGGCCUGAAUGGCUGAAUGGCCCCACAAUCAUGGAAUCCCCCCUUUAUUAUACACAGAUUUUACUAAUUUUUUUUCUUUUUCUUUUUUAAUAAAGUAAAAGUCUUGGACUGUUAAAGCUACUCCUAAGAGAAAGAGAGAAACAAUUUUUUUGCUUGUUAAAAAAAGGAGAGAAAAGAAAAAAAGUUGGAAAAUGCACAAAAAGAUGAAAUUGAAUAAUAAGGGGAAAAAAAGAAAAGCAGAGAAAAUAGAACAAUAAAGCUGUGCGCAUGCAUUUACUCAUAAAAACAAGUUUCCAAAAAUUUCUUUUUUUUAAAAAAUGAAAGAAAAAAAAUUCUUGACAGUGUUUUUUAAUUUUUUUUUUAUUUUAGGCCCGGCUUUAAAAGCUUGUGUAUGUGUGACCUUCAUUAAACAUGACUUUUCUUUA
Molecule: messenger RNA, 3365 nt
Organism: Ictalurus punctatus (channel catfish)
Lineage: Eukaryota; Metazoa; Chordata; Actinopteri; Siluriformes; Ictaluridae
Gene: aqp1a.2
Product: aquaporin 1a (Colton blood group), tandem duplicate 2
Exons: 8
Coding region: 58-1740 (560 amino acids)
Biological process (GO): carbon dioxide transmembrane transport; hyperosmotic response; renal water transport
Cellular component (GO): membrane
Molecular function (GO): glycerol transmembrane transporter activity; carbon dioxide transmembrane transporter activity; ammonium channel activity
Source: RefSeq, a predicted model, not a curated record